AUGUUCGACAUCUUCGCCCACCUCUUAUCCUCCAUCGCCUCCUUCCUUUUCCCCCUCUUCGCCUCUUACAAGGCCCUCAAGACAUCCGACCCCGCCCAGUUGACACCAUGGCUCAUGUACUGGGUCGUCCUCGCCUGCGCUCUCCUCGUCGAGUCUUGGACUGAAUGGAUUCUCGUCUGGAUCCCCUUCUACGCCUACAUCCGAUUCCUCUUCCUUCUCUACCUCGUCCUCCCCCAGACCCAAGGCGCCCGCAUUAUUUACCAGACCCACGUCCACCCCUUCCUCCAAGACAACGAAGCGCAGAUCGAGGAGUUCAUCUCCGACGCCCACGAUCGCCUCAAGGCUGCCGGCAUCGCCUACCUCAAGCGUGCCAUAGAGCUCAUCAAGACCAACGUUCUGGGCCUGCCCCCGGGCGACCCUGAACCCGCCGCUCAGUCCGCCCCCGCCGCUUCCAACGCCCCGACCCAGACUUACACCCAAUCGCUUCUCGCCCGCUUCAGCGUCCCCACCGCGCGCUGGACCCCGGCCGGCCACGCUGGCUCCGACUUCUACAACCUCCUCGCUGGCGCCGUUACCGCCGCCACAAACGCCGCCGCGGGCGGUGGUGCGCCCGGUCAGCACCAGGACCUCUCCAAGUCGGGCUCCAUCAUCCCUCCGGAGCUUAAGGGCGGCGAGAGAAUGAGCUUCAUCGCGGCGCAGCGCGAGCGCCUCUCCUUCCUGCUCAAGGCCCUCGAACGCGAGGCCGCCGCUUCGGAGACUUUCGACGGGCCCGGCCGCCCGGGGAGCAUGCAGCUGGACGGUAACAGCGAGGAGGAGGUGACGCAGAGGCCAAUGAGCGCGCACAGCGGGCUGAGCAAGUCGCGCAGCGAGACGGACUUUGAAAAGAUCGAUGCCGAGAGCGGGGCCGAGGAUCUCGACGGCAACGACGAGGACGGCAUCGUCCGGCGGAGGCAGACGAGCGGUGGGUCGUCGUGGAUGCCGUGGGGCUGGGGAGCGACGCCGACGGCCGAGAACCCCGAUGGUGGGUCCAGCUCGGGUGUGCAGAAGUGA
Colletotrichum graminicola M1.001 is the source of this 1050-nucleotide messenger RNA. RefSeq names its product HVA22 family TB2/DP1 protein. The record is from RefSeq and is a predicted model, not a curated record. The transcript has 3 exons. Bases 1 to 1050 code for a protein of 349 amino acids. Lineage: Eukaryota; Fungi; Ascomycota; Sordariomycetes; Glomerellales; Glomerellaceae.